AUGGCUUCCUAUCAGUGGUUCCCCAAGGAGAGGGACUACGAGGCCGAGAGGGUUGAGAAUGCGCUGGCUCGCACCCUGUCGACGGCGAAUCAUCCACUCAAGCCCAAUUCGAAAAAUGAGAACGAGGAGGCCGCCAAUGCGAGCCCCUUGCAUGCCUCACAGAAUGGCUCUUCAGGAAGCGUCUCGACCAAGCGUGUCACAUCGACCUUCAUCGAUCCGCUCUCUGCCGGGGACCCAUUGAGCGCCCCACAGCCCACCCCCUCGUCCAAUAUCACAACCAUGUACGAAUCGGGCAGCAUGACCCGAUCAACGUCGUCGCCUCUCGUUGCGAGAAAGGCGUCCACCAAGAGGGGGCAAUAUUACGAUCAGGAGGAAGAUCCCACCUUCGUGCCCUGGUCCAUGAAGAAGAAGGACAUUCUCACUGUCUACACCACCGACGAGCAAGUGGGCAUUCAGAUGAGCUUCAUGGAGGAAACAGGCACCAGACUGUCGGUGGCGGUCGACAAGCAAAAGCAGCGGCUCGAGGAGCUGGACGAGACCGACGAGGCGCUGGAAAAGCAGUACCUCAAGAUCUCGCAGAAGGAGUACAUCGCCCACAUCGAGAAACUGAACGAAGAGCUGCGUCGUGCGUGGGAAAACGAGGAGCGAGUGAAGACCCUCAAGAUCGCCAUUCAGUGCGCCAAGGUCCUGGGCGACAUCUCGGUGAUCAAGUUCUACCCGUCCAAGUGGACCAUCUGUACCGAGAUCCUGGACACCUUUGGCAAGCUCGUCUACGAGCGCAUCUGGGAGCGGGCGUCGCAGCACAACCCCUCCACGGGCCAAACCACCUAUCUUCCGGAUAACUUCUCGCCCAAGGACGUGCCGGAGGUGGCGAGGGAGACGUGCCGCAACUGGUUCUUCAAGAUCGCCUCCAUCCGCGAGCUGUUGCCGCGCAUCUACGUGGAGAUGGCCAUCAUCAAGUGCUACGCCUUCCUCUCCCAGAACUCCUACAGGGAAGUGAUCAACCGACUGUGCAUGAUGAUCCGCGGCGUGGGCGACCCCCUCAUCGCCAUGUACCUGCGCGCCUAUCUGGCGCGAAAGGGCCGGGAGAUCGCACCCCAGCUCACCGAGCACCUCACCACCUCCUUCAACGACUACCUCUACACCCACCAGAUCGUCACCCAGAGGCCCGCCUUCCAGAAGAUGCUCGACUCGCACAAGCUCGCGCUGUCCGACUAUAUUCACCUCUACUCGCCCGCCCUCGACUGGCUCCUGCAGUGCAUCGCCCACAAGGCGCCCGUGGACGUGUUCCAAACCACGCUCGCCAAGUACAGGAAGAGCGGCAACUCGCUGGUGCUCAACCACAUCAUCUCCUCCUUCCCGCCGGACUACAUCGCCGCCAACGCGCGCCCGAUCGCCGCGCUCAUCAAGGAGUCGGACGGCCUCUCGUACGCCAAGCACAAGCUCUACCACACCUUUGGCGUGUGCCUGGCCCUCGCCCCGGCUCCCCCGGAGAGCGAACGCUUGGCGCUCCUCAAUGACGUGUGGAAGGUGGUGGCCAAGUUCGAGGACGCCAAGGAGUACAUCGCCGUGGCCGAAGUGUGGAUCGAGUACCCGCUCAAGCACUGCACUGCGAGCGAGACGAACAGGCUGAUCCAGGACAUCGUGGCGCACGCGAAGAAGGACAAGGCCUACGACUCCAUCCAGCCGCAGCUCGCCUCCAUCGUCCACAAGGUCCUCUCGAACUACCCGGACUUCACCGCCACCUUCACUACCAUGAGCAACUUCCUGCCCCUCUUUGAUCUGUUCACGAGCGCCACCCAAGUGGAGGUGAGCAAAGCCCUGCUCGAGGCCUUUGCCAAGAACAAGUCCGUCACCUCCGACCCUCUGCUCAUCAACACUGUCUUCACCGCCGCCAAGGCGCUGCACGACUCGGUCAACACCCUGUCGUUCUCCGACGAGGUCAGACAGAUCGCCUCCCUCAUCUCCGCGUUCAUCACCAAGGUUGACUUUGGUCGGGAGGUGAUCAAGCACCUCGACUUCUACGUGGAGUGCCGAAGGGCCUUCGCCAACCUGGACGGCGUCAAAUCGACGCUCGUGCUCGGCGCCUGCAAUCUGGCCAUGCGCACCCUCAAGCUCACCCAGGGCAAGCACACCAAGAAGACCGCCGCCUUCGUCAGGGCGUGUGUUGCCUACACCUUCAUCUCGAUCCCCUCCAUGGACGACCCCUUCGCCCAACUGUACCUAUACAUCUACGCCGGGCAGGUGGCGUUGGCCAACCAAUCGCUGCCGCAAGCCGACUCCCUCUUCAAGGCGGCCAUCACGCUCGUCCAGGAGAUCCCGCCCUACACAGAAACCAUCGAGGCCGGCGGCAGCCGGUCCAACGAGACGUGGCUCCUCAACUUCAUCAGCUACUUCGCCGCCGUGUUGGUGGCCGUCCCCGGCCACCCCGAGCAGGGCGCCUUCUACCUCGUCAAGGGCCUCAUCAAGGCACGCAACUACCCGUGGGAGGCUGGAAGCAUCAGCAAGUCGCUGGCCUACGUGUCCAUCUUGGCCUACUUCAGCACCCAGGCGCAGAUGGCCCUCCCCUACCACUUCCCCAAGGGUAACGCGCCCACUCCCUCGGCUGUGGACGCCAACGACGUGCUGUACGGAGGCGACGACGCGUUCAAGAAGGAGCAGCAGGCCAUUAUCGACCGAUUGCUCGAGCUCAUCCUCGAGCAGAUGGCCGCCCUCAAGGCCGAAGCCACCCCUGCCAGCGAGCGCAAGCAGAAGCAGCUGGCGUGCGCCCUGUUCGAGCACACAGUGCGCUUCGCGGGCCUCAACACCAAGUCGGCGUCGCUGGCCGCCAAUCUGUUCAACAUGGCCAAGAAGUGCGGCGCGACCCCGGGCGAGCUGCGGACCUACCUGGUCCCGCUCCGGUCGGCUCCGGCCUCGACCCCCGCCGCCGACCUCCACGCCAAGCUCGCCUCCAGCAUCUCGUAG
Molecule: messenger RNA, 2964 nt
Organism: Acanthamoeba castellanii str. Neff
Lineage: Eukaryota; Discosea; Longamoebia; Acanthamoebidae
Exons: 19
Coding region: 1-2964 (987 amino acids)
Biological process (GO): endocytic recycling
Cellular component (GO): endosome
Source: RefSeq, a predicted model, not a curated record